AUGGCUGAAAAGAUUUCAUCCAACUUUGAAUUCACCAACGUCGUGUGCACAUCUUUACAUAAAAAGUUUGACGAUUUCGAAUAUUGCUUUUUAAAGUCAGUGAAUCGAACCUACAAAUAUUUAUCUCUAAAAGUGAAUUUAUUCAAAAUUCCAAUUACGAAAUUCAAAGGAAUACUCUACAAACGAUUCAGCGGCUACAGGCCUUUCAUGUUCAAUGUCACAGUGGAUGCCUGUAGAUUCUUGAAAGAUACUAAUUCGAACCCAAUAGUUAAUUACUUUUUGAACUUCUUCAGACCCUUUUCGAAUAUUAACCACACCUGUCCGUUUGAUCAUGAUCUCAUUGUGGAAAAGGUUCCCAUCGACUUUGUUAACCACCAAGUUACGAAGGUUCUACCUUUCCCAGAAGGAGAUUACCUACUGGAAACCCAUUGGCUUGCCUACGACAUCGAUCGGGCAGUGGUAAAAAUAUAUGGCACUAUAUCUUAA
Messenger RNA from Drosophila takahashii, 486 nucleotides. NCBI's taxonomy places the organism in Eukaryota, Metazoa, Arthropoda, Insecta, Diptera, Drosophilidae. The record is from RefSeq and is a predicted model, not a curated record.